UGUAUUUUUAUUUAAAAUAUGACCGAAUUUAGGUCGGAUAUUUUUUGGAAUUUAAUCUUUUGACAAUGGCGAGACUAGCCGUUUGCAUCUAAUUGAAGCGAACCUCGUCGUCAUACGUUUUCACCAAUGAAAAUAGACAGAGAAAGGCCAAGAAUCAAAACAAUAUCAUAAACAAAAGAGAUAUAUGAUAAAGUUCUCCUUGGAAUCGAAGCUCAAUCCGAAUCUCAUCAGUGCAUCAAUCUACCUUAUGAUUUAAAUCCUGGUCUAAUCCAUUAACACCUUGAUUUCUAGGAGAAAAUAGAAAAUGUCUGAAUUUCACGAUUUGGAAAAUUCUGGAACUGUUGAUAAUCGACCUAUUUAUCCUCAAUCUUCGACUAAUCAGGUAGAGCUGUCUCAUGUUGAUAGCAGACAAGAUCUGUUUGUGGAUGCUCCAGAUGAGUUGAAUAAUGAUAAUAAGGAAGGUGGAAUGCCCGCUGUAAGUCCAAACGUUGCCGUUUUGGAGGGAAAACGGAAUGCAGUAGCUAGGCAGUUUGAUGAAACGGAUAAUAAUGAUAGUAAUCACUUCGUCAAUGAAAUGGAGCACCUGCGAGCUUUGCUGGAGCAGGCAGUUGACGAAAAAGAGAGACUUGAAGUCAAAUACAAGGAAGAAAUGGAGGUGCUUUCAAGGGAGAUUCAUAUGAAGGAUCAACAGAUUGAAAGGUUGAAUGCAAGGGAUAUAAGUUCUGUAGCUGAAGCUGGGAAGGAGGUUUUUGCAGAGAAGAACCCGCAGUAUGAGGUUACGAUGGAGAGGAUUUUGGCUGCUCUUGCGUCAGUUGUUAAUCAAGGAGAUGUUAUGGGUUAUUCCAGUGGGGAACAGGUUGACCUUGUUGAGAAAAGCAUGUUGGCAUUAAUAGAGAAGUAUAACCAAUUUCUUUUUGAAGUCAAUCAACUUAGGCAGUGUUUGACAAAGGCUGAGUAUGAUUUUGGUGUGCAGGAGUUUGGGACUCUAUUUGUUGCGGCCUGUGAUGAGUUAUUUGAGUUGAGGAGGAGGGAAGCACAGCUGGUUGAAAAAAUAGGCCUUUUUGAAGAUGAAAAUAGGAAAUUGCUUGAACAAGUUGAAAAUGAGAGAGUGGCAGUGAAUACACUGAAUUCGGAGCUUGGGAAAACGAAGGCUGAGUGUGAAGAGGAAAAGAUGAAGUGUGCUAAUACUAAAGAAAAGCUGAAUUUGGCCGUGACAAAAGGGAAGUCAUUGGUUCAGCAGCGGGAUGCUCUGAAGCAGUCUCUGGCUGAUAAAGCAAGUGAGCUUGAUAAAUGUCUGGCUGAAUUGCAAGAGAAGACUAGUGCCCUAGAGGCUGCUGAAUCACACAACGAUGAAUUGGUGAAAAGUGAAAACUUGGUUGCAUCAUUGCAAGAAUCACUCUCGCAAAAGACCUUGAUUGUUGAGACAUUUGAGCACAUCCUAUCGCAUCUUGAUGUACCUGAGGAACUCCAAUCAGUGGAUAUUGUUGGAAGAGCUAGAUGGCUUGCUAAUGAAAGAAAUGAAUUGAAGGGUGCUUCCUUGGACUUCUGUAGAUUGAAAGAUUCCAUUUGGGCAAUUGAUUUACCAGAAAAUGUCUCAUUUUCUGAUUUAGGUUCUCGCUUGGCUUGGCUUAAGGAAUCUUUUUACCGGGCUAAAGAUGAUAUAAAUAUGUUGCAAAAUGAAAUGUCCAGAACAAAGGAAGCUGCAAGUGAUGAGAUAGAUAAAUUGAGUGCUUUACAUUCGGCUGUACAACAAGAGGAGGACUAA
Gossypium arboreum is the source of this 1765-nucleotide messenger RNA. Its product is annotated as trans-Golgi network-localized SYP41-interacting protein 1-like. The coding region runs from base 305 to 1765 and encodes 486 amino acids. Lineage: Eukaryota; Viridiplantae; Streptophyta; Magnoliopsida; Malvales; Malvaceae. The record is from RefSeq and is a predicted model, not a curated record. The transcript has 4 exons.